Molecule: messenger RNA, 632 nt
Organism: Triplophysa dalaica
Lineage: Eukaryota; Metazoa; Chordata; Actinopteri; Cypriniformes; Nemacheilidae
Gene: sh2d1aa
Product: SH2 domain containing 1A duplicate a
Exons: 3
Coding region: 7-348 (113 amino acids)
Source: RefSeq, a predicted model, not a curated record
GUCAGAAUGGAGCAUCUGGCAGAGUAUCAUGGGGAAAUCAGUAAAAAAAGAGCGGAAGAGAUCUUGGGUGAGGCAGGCAGAGACGGCAGCUAUCUGAUCAGAGACAGUGAACGUUUACCGAAUUCAUACUGCGCGUGUGUGCUGUGUGGUGAAUGGGUGUACACCUACAGAGUUUUCAAACAAAAGGAUGGCUACUGGACGAUAGAGACAGCUCCUGGGACAAAAGAAAGAUUCUUUAGAAAAGUCAGUAAUCUUAUUUCUGCUUUCAAGAUCCCGGACCAAGGAAUCAUUUGUCCGCUUCUCUAUCCUGUGAAUAAACCAAAACAUCAACAACAACACAAAGAUUAACACCUCACAACACACAAUGUAUAGUUUUGUAUAUUUUUGUAAAUAUCAAUUCUGCAUUUUUUGUUUUUUUGCCCGGAGUCCUUUCUGACCUUCAUUACUCUUCUGCUUUUGUUUUGAAACUCAUGAAAGCUUGUUUCCUCUUUAAAAAUAUCAACAAUUUCUUCUGAUGUCUGUUGUAAAGCCUCUUCAUGAGAUUUAAAGAAAUUAACUUUGCUUUCUAAAGAAUUGUGUGUGAUGAAAUUCAGAGAUAACCAGAUGUACACCCCUGGCUGUUGUUUUUUCAG